Molecule: messenger RNA, 741 nt
Organism: Caenorhabditis briggsae
Lineage: Eukaryota; Metazoa; Nematoda; Chromadorea; Rhabditida; Rhabditidae
Exons: 5
Coding region: 1-741 (246 amino acids)
Biological process (GO): pyridoxine biosynthetic process; pyridoxal 5'-phosphate biosynthetic process
Molecular function (GO): FMN binding; pyridoxamine phosphate oxidase activity
Source: RefSeq, a predicted model, not a curated record
AUGUUCAUUCAGUUCAUUCUAGUCCCCGUUUGUCGUAUUCUGUCACGUAGAACACUCGCAAUGGAUACUCCAUCGAUCGAUAUUCAGAAUAUUAGAGCAAAAUACAACAACUCCCAAGAGCCAUAUCUGCUCGAAGAGAAGCUCCCUACUACUGAUCCAUUCUCCCUUUUCGAUAUCUGGUUCCGUGAUGUGGCAUCUCAAUCUGAUUUGACAUUUGAGGAAAUCAAUGCGGUCUCAUUGUCAACUGUCGGAAAGGAUCUCCGCCCGUCGUCGAGAAUGGUCCUUCUUAAAGCUUACACACCAACUGGCUUCUCUUUCUUCACGAACUAUACUAGUAGAAAAGGAAAUCAGUUAAAAGAAAAUCCGAACGCCGCUAUGCUUUUCUACUGGCCGAAAGUAAAUCGCCAGGUGAGAGUGGAAGGAGUAGUUGAGAAGCUUCCUAACGAAAUGGCAGUAGCUUAUUGGAACUCGAGACCUCUGGCAAGCCGCAUUGGAUCAAAAUCGAGCCUUCAAUCAGAAGUAGUACCAAAUAGACAGUUUCUGGAAUCCAAAAAAACUGAACUGACAGAAUUGGCUGCUCGCGAAGGUGGCGAUGCCAUCACGAAACCGAAUUCGUGGGGAGGCUUUCAUUUGGUUCCACAAUACUUCGAGUUCUGGCAAGGACAAUCUGACCGUCUUCAUGACAGAAUAGUUUUCGAACAAGAUCGUGAAGCCUGGCUAAUCAAGAGACUUUCUCCAUAG